AUGGAAACAAUAAACAAACUCAGCAGCUGUGAAACACCACCCGAACACCAUACUCUCCUGGCAGAAGGAACAUGUCUUCCCAGCCAAAAGACCUUGCUCCUUCUGAACAGCAGCAGGACUAAAGGUAAAGAAGGCUUUGGAGAAAUACGUGUCCUGUCUAACCACAAAGCCACCAAAGGCAGCAGUGCUGGGGCAACACAGAUGAUAAAGGUAUUUGAGAGAGUACACAGUUAUUUAGAGGCGAAGGCUAGAAAAGAGAUUAAACCAUUAAACUGGAAUAAACUUAUACUUGCAAAACAAGCAUCAGCUGUCCCCAUUGCCUUACCAGCAGCUCUGUCCCUCACUGCCCCUCUGGAUCAUGUCCUGCUGGCUGGUGCUGAGCCCAUCUCCUGCCCCCAAGUGUGGCAACUCAACGGGAGCAAAGAUGGUGGUGCUCUUGGUUCUCAGAAUGGUGUGAGCAGGCUUAGUGGGAUUGCUCUCCAGGCUGGCACAAGAUCAGGAGUCCUUGAGGACCAAGUGUCACUGUAUGCAGUUAACUGUCUCGCAACUCUCUGGCUGCGCUCCCCCGCCCUCCCGCCCCCUCCCCGGGCCUGCGCCUGCCUUUGUGUGCGUCUGCCUGUCACUACCAAGGAACCCAAUGAAGCUGAUUCGGGAGAAGCACAAAGCCAGGACACAGAUUUGCCCACAAAUUCUCUCACACACUUUCCCCAGGCUGGAAGGAACAGCUCAGCGCAGAGCUUCUGUAUCUUGAGAAAACGAUCCAGCAGCGGCAGUCGGGGCUCCUUUCUAACAAAUCCUAAAGGGCAGCCAUCUUGCUUCCUUCUGCUCCUCUACGAAAGCAGCCUAGCCUCCGCAUCAAUAUUCAUAAGGCAGUUUGACGUCCCUUCUCAUCACUCGGCGGGGCCGGCGUCUCGGAGCGGCCGCGCCGAGUGGGCGGACGUGACUCGCAUGCGAGCCGGGCCUGGGCGCGCGGCGCUGGAGGAGGCGGCCCCGGCCCUGCGCCUCCGCCGGGCCUCCGCGGCCGCUCCGCUCCUGCGCCCGAGCCGCCUCCGCUCCGCCCCGGCCGUCCCCAGCUCCGCCCCGGCCGCCACCGCCGCCGCCCAGGCCCCCCGAGUCCCGGCGCCCGGGGAGGCGGCCCCCGGCCGGGACGUCCCGCGCAGAGGCUGCGGCACCCGGGGCGGCUCGGCGGGGCGAGCGCGGGGGAGCGGCGGGUGCAGAGGUGCGCGGCGGGCGAGCCGGGACCCUGGGGACGCGGGCUGCGUCUUCCCUCCCCGGGAAGACCUGGGGCGGACGCUGACGGGGCGGUGGCGGGAGUGCUUGGACUAG
Messenger RNA from Nycticebus coucang (slow loris), 1326 nucleotides. RefSeq lists its product as uncharacterized. The transcript has 5 exons. Lineage: Eukaryota; Metazoa; Chordata; Mammalia; Primates; Lorisidae. The record is from RefSeq and is a predicted model, not a curated record. The coding region runs from base 1 to 1326 and encodes 441 amino acids.